UGCGUAAAGGGGAGAAGCUCUAUCAGUAAAGGUCACAAAGCAUGUCGGGAAGACGGCAGGAGGAGAUUUGAUGUAAAGCCUACUGGGAUAUGUAGUGCCGUUGUGAAUAACGGGCUCUGCCAAGCUUGGUGGGUUUUUGUCCCGCCCCGCGCCUGUGUCUUUCUGAUAACCCAAGAAGGCGUUUUCUGACUGUGCAGCGCCGAUCUCGACUCUCUUGCGCGCUUCGUUAUGCGUUAGAGAGGUCUUCAGGCAGCUUCUGGGCUUCUACUUGGGGUCCUUCCCGCGCUGUGGGGGUGAGAGGUCGCCGCGAGGGCGCCUGGCAAGAGCAGAAGCGUGCGUUCAAGUCUGUCGCCGGCUGCCGGGGACGAGGGGACGGGUCGUUGUGCAGGCCAUUUGGCGUCGUGGCGGGAGUAACGCGCUCUUUGGUCGCCCCGGCCAUGUCCUACUGCAGGCAAGAAGGAAAGGACAGAAUUAUAUUUGUGACCAAAGAGGACCAUGAGACACCAAGCAGCGCUGAACUGGUAGCGGAUGACCCCAAUGAUCCUUAUGAAGACCACGGUUUGAUAUUGCCUAAUGGAGAUAUCAACUGGAAUUGUCCUUGUCUUGGAGGAAUGGCUAGUGGCCCUUGUGGGGAACAAUUCAAAUCUGCCUUUUCCUGUUUCCAUUAUAGCAAGGAAGAGAUAAAGGGAUCAGAUUGUGUGGACCAAUUUCGAGCCAUGCAGGAGUGCAUGCAGAAGUAUCCAGAUCUGUACCCCCAGGAGGAGGAGGAUGAAGAAGAAGAAGAAAAGCAGAGCAAAGAUUUAGAGACUGGUCCUUCAGUAGCCAAAAAGGAGGAGGGAUCUAGCUAAUGAAGCUGUAUUGAGGCUGUAGUCUCCUUAAUGAAUUCAAAGACACACAAACUUAAGCAAAGCAUCGUCUUUCCUCUCUCCUCUUCCUCUCCACCCCUUCUUUCCAGUUCCUCAAGGAGUGCACUUCACCUCUCUUCUGUACACUGUAUCAUGUGAAUUAUGUUGCUGUAAGGGAAGACACCUUAGACCUUUGGUCUUCACAAUGAAAUGCUGCAAGGUCAAGUAUGUCUACACCCAGCAAAGACCAUUAGCUGCACUGGCCCUGCUUUAACAAUUACUUCCUUCUCCAUUCAUGUUCAGUUGGCAGGUUGGCUUGAACAAGAGCAGAAGAGGGAUGGACCUACACUUGGUUGGUGGUUAUGGUGGUGGGAGGGAGAACGAUCAGCAAGGAUAGAGGGACGAUGUUGACUUCAUUACAUUUCAGUUAUUGACUGUUUCAGAUGUGUCCUAUGCUAAAAAUAGCUUAACAUUUUUCUCUAAACCACCAAAGAGAAAUUCAGAAACGUGAAUGCGGGUGAAGUUUUCAGUUGUACAGUCUGCAUGCUUUAAUAUCAUAUGAAGUUUGUAUAUGCUACUGAUUUUUGCAAAUGGAAAAUUAAUGUUGCAAUAUGUGUAGGGAGAAGUGGAAUUAAUGUUCCGACUCAAACAUCUGCAUUAUUUCUUAGAGGGGAGAAUUUAUUGAUCAACUCCUGCUGUAACUGAAUUGAUAGGGAGAAUGUUGAUCACUGUGUUCCUUAACAUCUUGUGGGGUUUCCUCUGUGAAAGCCUGUCUCUUCUCCAGACAGGCUGCUUAAAUAGAUGCCCUUGACAGGAAAACUUUGCCUGGAAUAACAGCCUCUGACUAGAUAACUGUGUAUAUUAAAGGCAACAUCUUUCUACCUUG
Messenger RNA from Hemicordylus capensis (graceful crag lizard), 1731 nucleotides. It is a transcript of the gene CHCHD4, whose product is annotated as coiled-coil-helix-coiled-coil-helix domain containing 4. Gene Ontology annotation, molecular function: protein-disulfide reductase activity. Gene Ontology annotation, cellular component: mitochondrial intermembrane space. Gene Ontology annotation, biological process: protein import into mitochondrial intermembrane space. The coding region runs from base 438 to 848 and encodes 136 amino acids. Lineage: Eukaryota; Metazoa; Chordata; Lepidosauria; Squamata; Cordylidae. The transcript has 3 exons. The record is from RefSeq and is a predicted model, not a curated record.